Messenger RNA from Polyodon spathula (Mississippi paddlefish), 947 nucleotides. RefSeq names its product H/ACA ribonucleoprotein complex subunit 2-like protein. The transcript is spliced from 4 exons. Gene Ontology annotation, biological process: rRNA pseudouridine synthesis; snRNA pseudouridine synthesis. Gene Ontology annotation, cellular component: box H/ACA snoRNP complex; nucleolus. The record is from RefSeq and is a predicted model, not a curated record. Gene Ontology annotation, molecular function: box H/ACA snoRNA binding. Lineage: Eukaryota; Metazoa; Chordata; Actinopteri; Acipenseriformes; Polyodontidae. The coding region runs from base 83 to 544 and encodes 153 amino acids.
GGAAGAGGAAGCCGGGCGGUUUAAUCUGUUUUAGAAGACGCUGGAAGACCCGCGUGUGCCGCAAUAUAUUAAAAAGACAAAAAUGACUAAAGCUAAAAAGGAAAAAACUACAGGUGAGGAGGAGGAGGAGAGCACCGGGACCGAGAGAACCUACCAGCAGCUGAUUACAAACCUCAACCCAAUUGCCCAGCCACUGGCCUCCAGGAAAGUCACAAAGAAGAUUUAUAAAUGCAUUAAGAAAGCAUCCAAGUUGAAGCAGAUAAGACGGGGCGUGAAGGAGGUGCAGAAAUUCAUCAAUAAGGGCGAGAAGGGGAUUGUGGUGUUGGCAGGAGAUACCCUACCAAUAGACGUUUACUGUCAUGUACCAGUGAUGUGUGAAGAGAGGAACCUCCCCUAUGCAUACAUUCCAUCCAAAGUGGACCUGGGGACGUCUGCUGGUUCCAAGAGGCCGACCUGUGUGAUUAUGAUCAAGCCACACGAGGAGUACCAGGAGGCCUAUAAUGAGUGCCUGGAGGAGGUGGCUUCGCUGCCCCUACCUGUGUAAACGCAGACCUUUUUUUAUUGAAUACCCGGACUGUAUUGCCUUUAACCUCGGGAAUCCUCAAUGUCCAGUAGCUCACGUGCGCCUUACUGCACUUCACUGGCCCAGUUAAAACCCCUUAACCAGUCUGCGUGAAAAUGCCUUAUGCGAUGCAGAGCGCUUUGCAUGCUUUGGGGAAGCUGUGUCGAGGAUCCCAGGAGUAAUAAAAUACUACCACUGGAGUAUUUAAUUUCACUUCAUGUGUCAUUGAGUAAUAGUUUCUUUUUCAGUAUUUCUAAAUUCAGAGCAAGAGCUGAUGAAUUUCAUUGAAGUUCUGUAACUUUUUUUUUUUAAAUCAUUAAUUUUACUGACAUUGGUUUUAAUGCAGAAAUGUUUUGUUUAUUGCAAUAAACCAGGUUAAUUUCCA